AUGGCAGCAGAAAAACAAGUUGAGAACUACGUUCAGCCCGCCAUCCCGAGGUUCGACGGUCACUAUGAUCAUUGGGCGAUGUUGAUGGAAAAUUUUCUCAGAUCAAAGGAGUUCUUUGAUAUGGUGGAAACAGGUUAUGAAGAGCCAAAUGAAGGCGAGGUACUCUCAGCUGAUCGACAGCAACUGUUGGCAGCAUCGAAGUUGAAGGACCUGAAGAAGAAGACAUUCAAAGAAAUUUGGGACUCUAUGAGGAGGAAGUAUCAAGGCUCAACGAGAGUAAAACGUGCUCAACUACAGGCAGUUAGGAGAGACUUUGAAAUUCUCCAAAUGCAAAAGGGAGAAACAGUGAAUGAUUAUAUUGGCAAGGUUAUAAGUCUUGCAAGUAAAAUGAGGAUGCAUGGUGGUUCAAUCACAGAUGUUGCGGUCGUAGAAAAGAUUUUGCGAUCACUAACACCAAAGUUCGAUUACAUUGUAUGUUCUAUCGAAGAAGCAAACAAUGUCGAGGAAAUGCAAAUAGAUGAACUCCAAAGCUCCUUGUUAGUACAUGAGCAGAGGCUCAAUCGUACAAGUGCAAUAGAGGAGAUGACAGUCUUAAAGAUAUCCACACCAAGUGAAAUUUCAAGCUCUAGAGGUAGAGGGCAAAGAAGAGGCAGAGGUCGUGAGAGAGGCAGUCGAGAAAGAAGUGGAGAUGUUGGCAGGUCAGCAGACCUAGUCAGAAACGAUUAUGACAACAAAGGCAAGAGACACUUUGACAAGUCUAAGGUAUGGUCAUCUACACUUCAAAGGAUUAAAGACGUUGUCCUCAAAGAAGAUGGUAACUGGGUUGCCAGAUAUUACUCCACCAACGGAAAUUUGCGAGAGCUGUGUAGUAGCAAAACAUGA
This is a messenger RNA of Cucurbita maxima (winter squash), 882 nucleotides long. RefSeq lists its product as uncharacterized. Lineage: Eukaryota; Viridiplantae; Streptophyta; Magnoliopsida; Cucurbitales; Cucurbitaceae. The transcript has 3 exons. Bases 1 to 882 code for a protein of 293 amino acids. The record is from RefSeq and is a predicted model, not a curated record.